AUGAAAAAUCAGCUGAUGCUUUAUCAAGAACAAUUACCUGUCCAUGUUUAUCGAGCUCAACGCCUUUCAAAAGACGAAUGGAAACAACUGUCCGAAGCUAAAAAUCAUUACAUUUCAAUGAAUUCAUUUCUUUCAACUAGCCUUAAACCAAGUGUUGCCGAUCUUUACCUUAAUCAAAAUACUUGUGACGGUGAAGUGAAUAUAUUGUUUGAAAUAAAUGCUGAUCCGACGCUUCGUGGCGGUGUAUUACCCUUCGCUAAUAUAUCAAGAUUUAGUCAAUUUCCAGAAGAAGAGGAAGUACUCUUUAUGGCUGGCAGUGUCUUUCAUAUUACGGACGUUAUUAGUGGGGAUCCAUUCUCAACAGUGAAAAUGGAGCUUUGUAGUAAAGAAGAGAACGAUUUGGAACCACUUUUUGAAACAUUACGUAUUGAAUAUGGUGGCGAACAAGUUGGAAAAGACAAGGAAGCAAGUUUGAACUCAUUUGCCAUUGUUCUAUUCAAUAUGGAAAGAUUUGACAUAGCAGACAGAUUUUUUCGUCGAAUCUAUUAUGAAUCUUCUAAUAGUGAUUCAAACCGUGCGCGCUACUCUAUGAACAUUGGCAAUGUCGCUUUACAUACAGGUCGAUAUGAAGAAAGUGCUCAAUGAACCGGAACCGGACCCGGUAAACAGAAAUUUUUUCUACCCGGACCCGGACCCAGUAAAGAGAAAAUUUUUGGACCCGGAUUCUACCCCGACUAG
Molecule: messenger RNA, 738 nt
Organism: Rotaria sp. Silwood1
Lineage: Eukaryota; Metazoa; Rotifera; Eurotatoria; Philodinida; Philodinidae
Source: the annotation of a GenBank genome assembly